GACAGGACACCCAUCAUGGCAGUGUUACACCUGCCACUGUCACCCGCAGGUCCUGGCUGGAGGGUCCCCAGGGCUCACAGCCUGUCCCCCCCCCAACUCUGUGUGCAGACCCUGCAGCGAUGGGGGGCCCGGGUGGGCACGGGCCCCCGGCGGGCACAGCACGGCCCCGCCGCCGCCGCCGCCCCCGGGCAGUGCCCGGGCUGGACGGGCCAGGAGAGCCUGGCCCAGAGCGACCCCGAGCUCUGGAGCCUCGUGCAGAAGGAGAAGGACCGGCAGUGCCGGGGGCUGGAGCUCAUCGCCUCCGAGAAUUUCUGCAGCCGGGCAGCGCUGGAGGCCCUGGGCUCCUGCCUCAACAACAAAUACUCGGAGGGGUAUCCUGGGAAGAGUAUCCUCACCCUGUGCCUCCCCCGCAGCCUCACCCACGGUUACAUGACCGACACCAAGAGGAUCUCGGCCACCUCCAUCUUCUUCGAGUCCAUGCCCUACAAGCUUGAUGUGAGCUGCGGGCAGGGAGGGUCUGAGGUGUCCCAGGGUGUCCCCGAGGUGUGCGACGAGGUCAAGGCCUACCUGCUGGCCGACAUGGCCCACAUCAGCGGGCUGGUGGCCGCCAAGGCCAUCCCGUCGCCCUUCGAGCACGCGGACGUUGUCACCAGCACCACGCACAAGACCCUGCGUGGCGCCAGGUCGGGGUUGAUCUUCUACCGCAAGGGCGUGCGCUCCGUGGAUAAGAAGACGGGCAAGGAGACCCUCUACGACCUGGAGGACAGGAUCAACUUCUCCGUGUUCCCCUCCCUGCAGGGGGGACCCCACAACCACGCCAUUGCUGCCGUGGCUGUGGCCCUCAAACAGGCCAGCUCCCCGGCUUUCCGGGAGUACUGCCAGCAGGUGCUGAGGAACGCCAAGGCCAUGGCACAGGCGCUGCUGCAGCGGGGGUACACCCUGGUGUCAGGUGGCACUGACAACCACCUGGUGCUGGUGGACCUGCGGCCCAAGGGCAUCGACGGGGCGCGGGCGGAGCGGGUGCUGGAGCUCGUCUCCAUCACGGCCAACAAGAACACGUGCCCAGGGGACAGGAGUGCCCUGACACCCGGGGGGCUGCGCCUCGGUGCCCCCGCGCUGACCUCCCGCCACUUCCGCGAGGAGGAUUUCCAGAAGGUCGUGGAGUUCAUCGACGAGGGCAUCGCCCUGGCCUUGGACGUCAAGAGCAAAACCAGUAAGCUCCAGGACUUCAAGACCUUCCUGCUGCAGGACCCGGAGACGCAGCGGCGCCUGAGCGACCUGCGGCAGCGCGUGGAGACCUUCGCCCGUGCCUUCCCCAUGCCCGGCUUCAGCGACCACUGAGGGGGGCACAGCCCCCCUGCCAGGCUGGGCUCACCCGGGGGGGGUCACAGAGAGGCGCAGACCCACCCUCUGCCUUUCCCCCUCCUUUUCUCUCCUGCAUUCCUGGGGUGGGGGCCCAUCCUGCUGUCAGGGUACAGAGACCCCCCAGACCCUGCUUGGGGUGGGGGGCACUGCUUGCUCCAGCACUCAGCCCUCCUGCCAGGCUGGGCUCACUCUGGGGGGGUCACAGAGAGGCUCAGACCCACCCUCUGCCUUUCCCCCUGCCCUUGUCCCCCGUGGUCACCUUUGGGUGCCGUGUCCCUGGGGUGGGGGCCCAUCCUGCUGUCAGUGUUAGGGUACAGAGACCCCCCAGACCCUGCUUGGGGAGGGGGGCACUGCUUGCUCCAGCCUCAUCUUGCACUUUUCUACGGGGAGGGGUUGCUAAUAAAAGUGGGGGCAGA
Molecule: messenger RNA, 1781 nt
Organism: Pyrgilauda ruficollis (rufous-necked snowfinch)
Lineage: Eukaryota; Metazoa; Chordata; Aves; Passeriformes; Passeridae
Gene: SHMT2
Product: serine hydroxymethyltransferase 2
Exons: 9
Coding region: 16-1341 (441 amino acids)
Biological process (GO): L-serine catabolic process; regulation of oxidative phosphorylation; folic acid metabolic process
Cellular component (GO): mitochondrial matrix; cytoplasm; nucleus
Molecular function (GO): glycine hydroxymethyltransferase activity; protein homodimerization activity; mRNA 5'-UTR binding
Source: RefSeq, a predicted model, not a curated record